This is a messenger RNA of Oldenlandia corymbosa var. corymbosa, 3605 nucleotides long. NCBI's taxonomy places the organism in Eukaryota, Viridiplantae, Streptophyta, Magnoliopsida, Gentianales, Rubiaceae. The record is from the annotation of a GenBank genome assembly.
AGAAAAACGAGAAAGAAUAAAAAAGUUCACCGACUCAAGUCCUCAAGUCCACUCUAUAUAUGCCUCUUUCCGUCCUCCAUCGACCCAGAAGAAUCUGAUACCAAACCCUAGCUUCACCAGGAGUCUCGAAAUCAGAUCUGUUCCAACUCCGGUCAACGAUUCCGAACACUACUCCGAUUAUGGGCUCCAAGAAAUCUGAUUUCGGUGAUGGCGCUAGCCCCGGAAAAAUCUUUAUCGGGGGUCUUGCAAAGGAUACUACGUUAGGUAUUAUUUAAUUCUUUCGCGGCUGUACCUUCGCUAGAGAUUUGCUUGUUUAUUACCUUAUGAACAGAAAAUAAUUUGUUUCUUGUGAUGUUUGAGUCCUGUGGUUGAACAAGGGUGGUCAUUGUUAAUUCAUGUAUCAAGGUGCAAUUUGGAGAGUAAACUGAUAAAAUUGAUGACCUUUUUGUGUUUUUCUUGUUGCUGGAUAUUUAUUUUUAUUUCUUUCACAUUAAUUUGAGGUAUUUGAAAUUAAUUUUUACUACUUUAGACCUGAUUAUGGGGAAAAUUGGCCUGGGAUGAGCUUUAUGUGUUUUCUUUGUUUUUGGAUGUCCGUAUUUUCUUUUUUGAUCAUAUGUAGUAGGUAUUGCCCUUUUUGAUGAGUUGGGGUGUUUUUCCAGAUCAAUUUGUGAAGUACUUCGGGAACUAUGGAGAGAUAACGGAUUCAGUGAUAAUGAAGGACAGGCACACUGGGAGACCUCGUGGUUUUGGGUUUAUUACAUAUGCCGACCCUUCUGUGGUUGACACGGUCAUAGCUGAAACCCACAUCAUUAAUGGGAAACAGGUUGAAAUCAAAAGAACUAUUCCCAAAGGAGCCGCUGAGGCUAAAGAUUUCAAGACAAAGAAGAUUUUUGUUGGUGGAAUUCCUACAGCUGUAACUGAAGAUGAGCUGAAUGGCUUCUUCUCAAAGUUUGGGAAAGUGGUAGAGCAUGAGAUUAUCAGAGAUCAUGUCACCAAACGUUCUAGAGGCUUUGGGUUCAUUGUUUUUGAUAACGAGCAAGUUGUCGACGACUUGCUGGCUGAUGGAAAUAUGAUUGACAUGGCUGGUACCCAGGUUGAGAUCAAGAAAGCCGAACCAAAGAAACCCUCAAACCCAGCACCCGGUCCUGCUUAUGCUAGUGAAUCUAGGGGUCGUGCAUAUGACUUUGGAGCAUAUCCUAAUUCUUAUAGCAAUUUUAGCAAUGGUGGUUUUGGCCCUUCUCCUUAUAGGUCAUUUGGAACUGGUGGUAUUGGUGGUAGAUUCAGUGAUUAUAAUAGUGCCUAUAAUAACAGUGCUGGUGAGUUUGGUGGUCGCUAUGGCGACUAUGGAAGUGACUAUGUUGGAUAUCGUGAACCUUCACUUGGCUAUUCGAGUCGCUUUAGCUCUUAUGGCAGUGGAUUCAGUGGGGGGUAUGGUAGUGGAUUUGGGCCUUAUGGCCGUGGAGGUGGUUACGGCAGUUAUCCAGGGGGUGGUACAGGUGCUGGGUAUGAAUCUGGCCAUGGUGCCAGUGGUUAUAGUACAGGACCAUAUGGAAGUAGAGCAGGCUAUAGUGGUGCACGUUAUCAUCCCUAUUCAAGGUAGACUUCUUCCUAAGCACUUCCUGUAGGUGUUGCAUUCCGGGUCCCUUGGUUGCAUCGUCAGACUCAGGGUUGGUUAGAUAUUUCAAGCAGUAGCAAGGAGACUAGAAGAGCAUCACCUGUGUUUAGGGAAACUGGAUUUAGACGAUUUGGAUUUGUUAUGUUGUCUUUUCUAGUUAAGACUUCUCUAUGGAACUUGUGGUUUAGUUAGAAGCUCUUUCUAUUUGUACUUUAAGGGAUGUUGCUAGAAACUUUUUUGUCUCUGGGUGUUAUGAUAAAUUAGAUAUUUAUAGUAAAUCACGUUAGAAUUUCCCCCUGUAGAAUGUUGCUUAGAUUGGUCUAAAGAUGAUUUUGGGGCUAGUUUGUUGGCUUCGCAGCUGCUGAAUUGCAUGUUAGUGCACAUGAGUGUUUGGCUGAUAUUCUAAUCUCUAAGCUUUGUUUUGAGAUUGCUUUAUGUAUGGUAACUGCCAUCCUCGAUUUUCUAUUUUCUAAUUUACUUUGGCAUCAGUUGUGUGCUUUCACACUGGCACUUUUAACAUUGAGAACUUGAAUAGCUGCCCUUUACCUGUUUGGCUGAGAUUUUAAGUAAGUGAUCUCUUAACCUUUGUUUGAGAUUGCUUACAUAAGGGUAAAUGCUGCAAUCCAUAAUUUGAUACGAGUCGUGCAUACAUAGCACAUUUAAUCUGCUGCCUUUAAAUUUAGUGCUUAGUUAUGAUUUUUAUUAGCAUGUAAAUGCAUCCAAAUAAUUUGUUGGGUGCUAUUAUGUAUAAGCUGUUUGUUAUGGGACUAUCACAUCUUGGAUUUCCUUGCGAGUUAACUUGCUAUGUAGCAAGUGAAGUAAGUGCAUAUGUUUGGGGCUACUGCUGUUUUUUUGUAUGCUCUUCAAUUGCUAUCAUGUCUGCCAGCUGAGAUUCAGAUAUCUGUAAGAAUGAUGCUGUUUUUGGGUAUGCUCUUCAAUUACUAUCAUGUCUGUCGCUGAGAUUCUGAUGUUUGUAAGAAUGAGAUUUUUACCAGGAUUUAUUUGUUGGGUCACUGCUGUUCUUGGGUAUGAUCUUCCAUUACUUCUAUGUUUUUUGCUGAAAUUCAGAUGUUCAUACAUAUGGUUUUUUUUUUCCCUCCUAGAUGUUUAAGUGGCAGGUAUGUUAAUUUUGGUUGCCCUUCUGUUUCAACCAACCAUAUUUGUAAAAUUUCAUGUGACACUCUGGGAUUUUGUUCAUUCAUAAAGCUGAUUAUUGUACAAUUUGGCUCACUUGAUAAAAUUUCAGAUGUAAUUUUCAUAUGAUACAUAUUUGAGUUUCCCUUUUCAACCAACUUGAUACAGGUAAAUUGUAAUUAGUUCUGGUGUAAGGAAUGAUAGAACUUGUGAUACUUAUUGUUAACACAAUUGUAAGUGAGAACUAUUCGAGAAUCGCUUGCAAAUCAAUGCUGGAGGCUUAUUCAUAGACUAAAUAAAUUGAAUUAAUUUGAUACUCCCUCUGUGCCCGAAGUAAAGAUGGUGAAACGUCCCCAUAGGGAAGUAUACAAUGUAAUGGAAGGAGUGUUUUGAGUGGUGUCACCUUGGAGAUUUAUCUUGCAACAAGCAGCGAAGGCAACAUUGAAAAAUUUAUUACAAGCUGGUGGGAAUAUUUUGUGAGUCGAUAGGGCAACAUUUGACCAAUGAAGACAAGAUUAAAAACCGGCAAGCGCGUCAAUUGGAGCUUAAGUUUGGAGCUUUAGUUCUCCGUCUCGUUGAUAGAAUUUCUAGCCGUUUUGGUCAUUUAGGUGUUCGUUAUUUCAUAAUCCAGCUUGUACAUCGAAACCUUGAUCAGGCUAUUACAUGGAUUUUUGCAAUAUGAUAUGGGAAGGGUCGUUUGGCUUUUCUAAUCCAGCUUCUACAGUAGCUUUUUGUGCUCAAAACCUUUAUCAAGCUAUUAAAGUCUUGCUGAUUAUUGCAAUAUGAUGUGCAAAUUUGGGUGUUCAUCCUUGAUUCUUAUAUGGUGCAUCAUGGUUCACCAUACUUAGUGCACGGG